GGGGCCUAUGGCAGGAGGGCUGGGUGGGGUACGUGGGCAGGAAGCGGAAGCGCCCAGGGAGCCCCAGCUGCAGCUGAGCGCGCCAGAGCUCACUUCCACUCAACACGACCAGAGCUGGUGGCAGGCGCCCAGGCACCGAGGCCGGUGGACUGAUGGACCUGCCCUGUGCCCUAGGGCUCGGGACACUGCUGGCCCUGCCGGGGGUCCUGGGCUCGGGCGGCAGUGCCGAGGACAGUGAGGGUUCCAACUCCGUCACUGUCGUCGUGCUGCUGCUGCUGCUCCUGCUGUUGGCCACCGGCCUGGCGCUGGCCUGGUGCCGCCUCAGCCGGGACUCGGGGGGCUACUACCACCCGGCCCGCCUGAGCGCCGCGCUGUGGGGCCGCACCCGCCGCCUCCUCUGGGCCAGCCCGCCGGGCCGCUGGCUCCGGGCUCGGGCCGAGCUGGAGUCGCCCGACGAGGACCCCGAGCAGCCGCAGGACACGCAGGAUGUGGAAGAGGACUACCACCUGGCCGGCGGCCUGGAGGAGGCAGAGUCCCUGGAGGAGGAGCAGCAGGCAGGAGAGGGGCCCGGCCCCCAGCAGGCCCCAGAGCCAGCUGACGAAGCACGUGACAAUAACAUCGAAGCGGGCCUGGGCCUCAGAUCCCAGGGGCCGGCGGGCUCAGGGGGCAGCGCUGAGGCCCUGCUGAGCGACCUGCACGCCUUCGCCGGCAGCGCGGCCUGGGACGACAGCGCCGAAGCGGCGGGGGGCCAGGGCCUCCACGUCACCGCUCUGUAAGAGCCAACGGGCUGGUCCACCCCUGUCACCGUAUCUCUGUGUCCCGAGCUGUCCCGGACCCAGCAUCACCCACACCCCCUCCCCGUGAAGAGUCUCAAACGAUCGCUCCCCCAGCAGUUCUGUCCCCAAAGCUCUGCGGCCCUGUCCCCACCAGGAAGGGACACUGGGCAGCCAUCUGAAAUAAAACCCCUCCAGCCCCGAC
Mustela erminea (ermine) is the source of this 978-nucleotide messenger RNA. It is a transcript of the gene PTPRCAP, whose product is annotated as protein tyrosine phosphatase receptor type C associated protein. The transcript has 2 exons. Gene Ontology annotation, cellular component: plasma membrane. The record is from RefSeq and is a predicted model, not a curated record. Lineage: Eukaryota; Metazoa; Chordata; Mammalia; Carnivora; Mustelidae. The coding region runs from base 153 to 776 and encodes 207 amino acids.